Molecule: messenger RNA, 3206 nt
Organism: Daktulosphaira vitifoliae (grape phylloxera)
Lineage: Eukaryota; Metazoa; Arthropoda; Insecta; Hemiptera; Phylloxeridae
Exons: 3
Coding region: 114-416 (100 amino acids)
Source: RefSeq, a predicted model, not a curated record
UAUUGUUUUCGGCUAAGUGAACUAUCUGUUUUCAUAUAGUAUGUGGCUAAGUGAACUAUCUGUUUUCAUAUAGUCUGUGGUUUUUGUCUUGUACUAUAAUUUCUAAUAUUAAAAUGAGUGAAAAUAAUAAAAAUAGUUCUUCAUUUAUAAAAUCGUUAGCAGUAGGUACUGCUUUAUUAGCAGGAUCAGGAAUUGCUUUAUACACAUAUAUGAAUAAUCAAUCUACCGGAACAGUUUCAAGUGACCUCUCCUCGCAAUCGAGUAAAAAAAGUACCAGUCAACAAAGUAGCUCAAACAAUAAUAAAGUUGAAAGUUCUACUUUGAGUUCAAAUGUAACAGAAGUACAAAAUACUAAUAAAUAUCAAUCUGACACAUCAGAUACACCUUCAAGAAAAUUACUUCCGGGUUGGGACUAGAAAUUACAGUUGUUAAAAUUAUUAUUUACUAAAAUAAUGAAUUACUAAAAAUUAUUGUAUCAUAUUUUAUGAAUUUAUAAAGAAGUUAAUUAUAUUAUUUUUAAACUUGAUAUGUUUAAUAUUUUAUUUUCACUAUUAAUUAAAAAAAGCUAAAAAAAAAUUAGUUUGUCUAUAGAGAUUUAUGUAAGUAAUGCCUUAUUUUUUAGAAUUUAUUUUUAUUUUUUAACAUUCAGUUGAAAUAAUGUACUGUUUUUUUGUAUUUAAAGUAUUUAUUGUUUUUAAACAGACAUAUAUUUUAUAACAUACAUAACAUACAAUUCUUGAUAUAUAAAUAUUGUAGUGAAUAUCAUCUGUAUUCAUAGAUUUUAUAUAUAGUGUUUAAAGUCUAUGAUUAAAUUAUAAAUAACAUUAGAUAUAAUGUCUCUAACACUACUUUAUAUUAGUAAUAACACUGGUCUACAAAAUGAAACUUUUUUUAAUUAUCAGAUGACAAUUUAAUUUUCCAAGCUAUUUUGUUGAUCUGAUUUCAAAUUUGCUAUCAGAUUUUUUCUAUUACCUCUAGUAUUUGAGAAUAUAUUAAUUAAUAUUUGAAAUUAAAAUUAUUAAAUAGGAAUUUUAUGAGUUUUUAUAACAUGGUGUUAUUUAGUUUAAUAUGGGCUCAGGAACUUUUAUAAUUAUCAUCAAAUAGAUGCUGCAAAUGAAAUAUUCAGAACUUAAUUAAUUUUUUAAUUAUUCAAAAGUAAUAAAAAAAACUGGUUAAAUUAAAAUCUUACAACAUAUCAGAGGAUGAAAUAAUGACAAAAUCCUUCAAUAUUAAUACAACUCUAUAAUGUUCAUUCAAAAAUUCAAAUAUUUAUUGAAAUUUAAUCAUAUUUGUUUGAAUAAUAGUUUAUAUAGGAAUUAUUAAUAAAUAUAUUUUAAAUAAAUCCAAUUUUAUUUAACACAAAUUCUACUAUUACAUAAGUAGUAUCAAUUAGAUGUAGUAUAUGAAUUUGAAUAAUUAUUGUAUUACAUUUAUUUUGUAGCAUUCAUUUUAUAAAAAAUGUAGGAAUGGGUAGUUCGUGAGUGAGUCAACUCAAAAAAAUUGACUCUUUUAGGUGAACUGAACGAGCUGAAUCAGUGUGCCAUAAUACUGUUACUCAAUGACUCAGUAUGGACUACUGAGAAUUGAAUUUAGUUUAGAAUGUCUUAUCAAUAAAUUCUGCAUCAUGUUAACUUACAGGAGUAGAAGUUCAUGGAGCAAUAUUUGGGUCAUCAAUCGUCUCUUCUAUUACAAAAGUCUUUCUAUUUAAUAAAUUUGAUGUAUACUUAGAUUUAAUAUGUCUAAUUAAAUUUGAAGUCAAAUAAUCUGCUUAAAGUUGAAACAAAUCCCAAAUAACACUUAAUUUACUCAUUUUAAAAUGAUAUAAAAUACCUUUGUAAAUUAAAUAAAGUGUUUCAAAAUUUUCAAUUUUGUGCAUAAGAUUUACUGUGAUCACAGGAAACAGCAUUGACUCAAUGAGUGAAAUUUUAAAUAAAUGAGACUAGAUUAUUCAUAAUAUGUCAAUUUUUAGAGCAAUAUUCAUUCAAUAAUAGACCAGUAAUAACACGUAAGAAAAUUUUGAAAUAUAUGAGAUGAGAAACCUAUUUUUCUCAUUGUAUGCACUAAACAUUAAACAUUGAUAAUACCUACAUUGUAUUUGUAUACCUAAUUCAACACAUAAAUAAAUCUAUGUGUUGAUGUUAAUAAUAAAAUAUAGUUUUUUUAGAUUUUAAAUUUACUUUUUAUUUCAAUAAUAAUUAACAAAUUUAAAUAUAAUUAGUAAAAAUUGUAAACAAUUGAAUAGAAAAAUAUUUAAUAAAUAUCAGAUAACUAAAUAAAUUUCUAUUUGUGUAAUUAUUGUGGGUAUGUAUUGAGAAUUUAAAAUUUUAACAAAAGAAAAAAAGGAAUCAAACUUGAAUGAUUAGAAGUUUUAACUUAAAAUUAGCUCAACCAUCUUAUAGGUAAAAAUUAGGGUUUGAGGCCCAUCAUCUCAUAAAAUUACUAAUUAUUAAUAACCAACUCUACUUUUUCCAUUAUGUACAUACAAAUUGAAUUCGAUUUUCAUUUCUUUCGCGCUUUAUUUUAAUUCCAAUAUAUAUAAACAAAUAAUGAAUAAAAAAUUAUUGAUAGCAAUAUUAUAUUUCAUUUCACAAUAGUAGUUAAUAAAUAAUUAUUUACAAUGAGUAAAAUGAAUUAUUAUUCACAUUUGUGUAAAACAAUAGUUCAUUUAUAUUUCAUACUUGAUAUUAAUCUAGUCAAGAUAACUAUUAAGGCGCAUUUAUAAGGCACUCUACGAGUAUGCCUUGCGAGUUGCAAUUUGCGUUCCACAAACUUCUACAACUUACGAGUCAGAAUCGCGCCUUUAAAGAUUCGACAAUUUGGAGUUAACUCAUUUGAGUGAACUGAUUCAAACACAGAUAUAGCUAAUUGUUUAUUAUCUAUAUCUGUGGAUUCAAAUGAACUGAUUCAUAUCAGUGAGUCAAAAAUCCCAUCUUUAAAAAUAUGUGAGACAUUCUUCGCCAUCAGGCCUUAUUAUCAAUUUUGGAAUAUUGAUAACUUAUCUAACUGUUAUGUCUACAGCUUAGCGGUCACGUGUUAAGUUUUUUAUUUAAAAAAAUCUUCAAGUAAUCUCAUAUUUUUUAUUAAUACCUGAACUUGUCUUUUUGGUGAAUUCACUGAUGACGCUACAAAUUAAUUGCAGUGUGUAAAUAAAAUAAGUUGUCCAGAAAAUUAGUAAAGGAUAUCAGUUAUAAUGAAUAUAGUGGAAG